This is a messenger RNA of Planococcus citri (citrus mealybug), 3418 nucleotides long. RefSeq lists its product as uncharacterized. The coding region runs from base 1692 to 2864 and encodes 390 amino acids. The record is from RefSeq and is a predicted model, not a curated record. NCBI's taxonomy places the organism in Eukaryota, Metazoa, Arthropoda, Insecta, Hemiptera, Pseudococcidae. The transcript is spliced from 2 exons.
AUCAUUUUUUCCUGUCUAAUUCUUACAGAGUAAAAUUGCUAGCACUUUUUUUUUGGUAAAAUGUGAUACGGAUGUGUUAGGAGCGCGUUUUUAAUUUAUCAUCGAUCAAAAAAAAUUUCCGCAGAAUGAAAUAUUUUGCUCAGAAUUUUAUUCGUUUCUUCAAAGUCAGCAAAUUUCAACUUUCAAAAAUUUUGACGUAUAGGUACUUGCGGAAAAAUUUACUAUUUUCCAAAAAUGUAAUCGCUUAUAAAUCCUGCAAUUUUAUUUCAGAGGUGGGCUUUUUUGUUGGAGAACUUUUUUAGAUUACACUAAAAAGUAAAAACUUGGUUGAAAAUUGUAAGUACCUAUACCCGCCUUUGCAAUCUCCAAAAUAGGCACGCUUUGGGUGAUCGGGUAUUGGGUACCCUCUCUACACUACAUUGGCAAAGUAUCGUUCGGAUCGGCGAUGAAUAUUUCUGACGAUCGAAUCCUAUACAAAAUCUGCUCGAAUCAUCUUGCUGAUAUUUUUUAAAUAAGUCACUUUGAUCUGUUAAGAUCGUGGAGUGUAAAGCGAGACAUAAUUUGAAAGUUGACCAUUUUUACGAAUUUUUGGAAGCUAAAAGCUAGCCAAGCUAUGUAAUUAAAAAACAGUUUAUUUUUUCGGCAGUAAAAGUUCAUAAAAUAUGGUAUCUUCUCGCUAGAGCUGCUCAGGCUCGUGAGCUAUAGUUUCAGGUUAUUAUUGAAAAAUGAAAUUGAUCACAGUCUUGUCUUGGUGUAAUUUUUUAAUUUUUCAAUUUUUUGGCACUUCUGACUAAAUCCAUGAAACUGUGUAGUGUAAUAACAGCAUGGAAUCGUUCAUAAUGAAUAAUAUUUGGUUGUCCAAUAGUGUUGUAAGAAUCUAAUGGAAUAAUUGGAUUUCAACAUUCAAAUCACCCAGUGUUGGGAUAUUGCAGAAACGGAGUUUCCCGUUCUGGAACUCGUAAUUUCCCAUUUUUUCCCACUUUUCAAUUUCCUCUUUUUCCCACGUUUUUUGAAAAAAUGUUUAUAAAUCCUCUUAAAAUGAAACGAUGAAACGAAACUUUUCAAAUAUUAAAAAAAAAUUAUUAAACAAACAAGACUAAAAUCUAAAGUCAAAAGUUUCUUCCAUCCCUGGGAAAAUAUGGUCAAGACAAGGACAAGAACACAACACACGGAUUACAGACCAUUAGCUAGAGGACAACGAACAAAGAAUCAAAAAAAUGAAAAUGUAAGGAAAACAUGAAAUUAAAAUUUUUUCUGAAUGGAUUUUCAUAUUUCCCAAAUUUUCCCCGUAUUUUGCAUUUUUGACCGAAUUUUCCAUUUUCCUCCUUUUCUCACGCUUCCAUUUUUCACCUAGAAAUCUCCCACCAUAUCGGGAAUUUCCCACGAUAUUCCAGUACUGAAAUCAUCCAGUUAUUUUACAGCACUGUUGACUCCAUUUUACUCAUUGAGCGCUAGUGGUUAUAAGGAAGUAAUCAACAGGUUCUUCUAUUCCUUUGGAGUUUGGACUUUCAGAUGUGGUUCUUUGUUCUUAUUGUGGCCUUAGAACUGGUUUUAAUGCAGCAUCCUAAACUUACUAAAGUAAACAGUACCUUGUUAGUUUACAAUUCAGUUUAUCGUUGAAGUUUGUUGCUGAAUUGCUGGUUAAUUUUUGACGCGUUUAAUUUUUUUCUGUCAGCUGAUUCAGUUUCGAAAUGGAAAAAAACUGGCUAUUUCCAUCUUUACAAGAGAUGUCGUCAUUCAAAUUGGCCCAAGGAUUGUUUCUCCAAUCCGUGAAACCUGCAAACAGGGACGCUCCAGAUACAAUUUAUUAUUCGGCUUUAUCGCGGGAGAGUAUUUGCGAAGAGGCGUGCGACUUCGUUGAGCAAAAAGUGCACAUUCCACAGAGUUUCAUCGCACCUAUCAAACAACAAAUUAGAUUAGUCUGGAAGGAAACGAAUACCUGGAUUUUACAUUUCGAGCAAUGUAUUUGCGAUUCGCAUUACCAAAGAGAUUUCACACAUAUCCUACCUAGUGUCGUAUGGCACUCGGAUGGUUUUAUCGAUUAUCAACAAACAGCCGCAAAAUUAUUGACUAAUCCGAAUCUAAGCCUUCGUCAAAAAUACGUUCUGAUGUGUAAAUACUGUUUGGAAGCAGAGCUUCAACAUUUUUGGGAUAAUCACGAUACCGAAUUCCGAUCCACGACCGAAUUUGGCGAUUCUCGUCUAGGAUCUUACUGGGAUUCGAUUAAAGAACAUUACCUGACGAAUAUUCCUAGAGAUAAUUUUGAAAAACAUCAUCCGCACUUGGCUGCGACAAAAUUACGCGAGCUUUGCAAACACGAAUUUGUCGCUGUAGGAUAUUUUUGGAGUAAGCUCGCCUUGAACGAACAGUUACAUAGCGUUCAAUACUGCACGUGCCCCAAAGUAUUAACAUCUUGGUUACGAAAUUUGAGUAAAACUGAUCUACGUCAAGUAUUGAUGAAAAAUUUCCACGAAAUAUUGGAAAUUUGCACGAAUUAUCGAUCGUACACGAAAUACAUUUAUCGGUUGUGGAUUAUUAUCAAAGAUUGUAUUACCGAAGAUGAUUUUGCAACAUUAUUGGAGUUCCUCAGACGUAAAGUCAACAAGGAAAUAGAAGACGUACGUUUGACCACAAGUUUGCUGAUGGAUAUAUGGGACGAUUCAUCUGAUGAAAUGAAAUCACACGCUUUUCAGUACGAAUCAGGUCGUUGUAUUUAUGAUAUUUGUAUGGUACUGGAACGCGAUAUGAAUACUUUUGAAGAGCGUGAUGAUAGACUGGUGCAUAGGAUUCUAUCCGAUGCCAUCGACGAAUUUCUCGAAGAAUUUAAGCGAAAUGAAUGCGUGAAGUAUUUGAUUAAAUUUUAAUCAAAAUGACAGUGUAAUUUUUACUCUUGUACAAAUAUGUGAUUAUGAAAGAAAUUUCUACUCAUUUUUCUCAUCAUUUCCAUUGACUGGAACUGCAUUGUAUUGCACUGUUUCGUUUAUUUUUAAUGUAUUGAUUAUACAUUUUAAUUUGUGAUUAUUUUAAUUUUAUUUAUUUAUUUUUUUGUUGAGCUUUUAUCUGCUGGUUUUAAAAUUGAGUUUUAAAUUUUGAACUAUGUGAAUUCAUUGCUGAUUGAUCAGUAUUCAUGAUUGUAUGCACUUUUUUUGCUGUUUUGUUUUCAUGUGUGGAUUGAGAAAUGUAGUGAUCGCUUAAUUUGUGUUUUAUGUGAAUGUAUUUAUUGUAUGAUUGUUUAAAAUUCAUUUUAAUCUAUGUUGAUCGUAGUUCUGUAUGCUGGAUUAGCUAUGAAAACAAAUCAAUUUGUUAUUUUUAGACGCAUAUACUUGCAUUUUAAUUUAAUUUUUAGUGUUAUGCUAAUACCUUUUUGUAUAUUUCAAGACCUAUAAUUUAGGUGAAAAUAUACGAUCUUUCAUUUCAA